This is a messenger RNA of Ramularia collo-cygni, 840 nucleotides long. RefSeq lists its product as uncharacterized. Lineage: Eukaryota; Fungi; Ascomycota; Dothideomycetes; Mycosphaerellales; Mycosphaerellaceae. The coding region runs from base 1 to 840 and encodes 279 amino acids. The transcript is spliced from 3 exons. The record is from RefSeq and is a predicted model, not a curated record.
AUGUCCACCACCCCCUCCCCCGCCGCCAUAAUCACCGCAAUAACCACCUUCUACGCCGAAAUCGCGAAACAAACCCACAUCAACGAGUUCGACCUUAAAUACCCACCCCCCACAGGCUGGCCCACCAUCGACGUCGCAGGACUCCUCGCAAGCGGAAAAACCGAAUCCGUAAUCCAUAUCCUGCGCCACAUCCCCUACUUCGAACUCUGGUGGAAAAAUGCCAAAGUCCUCGCCUUAUGGGACGCGACUCCCAUAGAUUACACGAGACAACGAGGACCGGGGUUCAUGGAUGUUACUGUACAUCUCCCGGGCCAUUGUGUGCAUUUGACCGAGAUGAAUAGUAUGUGGGGGUAUAAUCUCAUCUUGGAUGUUGAGAACGGAACAAUAACAGAAUACAGCACCGUCUCCCCAAACUCCAACCCCCUCAUCUCAGAAACCCUCCCCCAACCUCAAAAAUGGCUCGCCCACACCCCGCAACCAGUCCUCUGGUAUUUCGAAACCCAAACAAGACUCUACGCUCGUCUCAUCCGCAUGAUCGUUCCAAAGGAUUGUGGCGAAUGGGUAGGAAAAUUAUUGUCUCGUACUGAAUCGACGAGAAUCACGAUGGAAUUGUUGACGGAUGAUUGGCCGUUGGAGGAAUGGAAGCCUGAUGAAUUUGAGAUGAUGAAAUUGGUUGUUGAGGGGGCGGGGUGGGAGAGGGUUGAGGGGUUGUGGUAUGCGGCUAAUGUUUUCAAUUGUCAUUUGAGACAUGGGUGGCCGGAUGCUUUUGAUAAGGAUGCUUGUCGAUUGGAGCUGGUUGCGAUGGAAGAUUUCCGUGAUGGGAAUAGGAUGAUCGAGUAG